Glycine soja is the source of this 1743-nucleotide messenger RNA. Its product is annotated as calcium/calmodulin-regulated receptor-like kinase 1. NCBI's taxonomy places the organism in Eukaryota, Viridiplantae, Streptophyta, Magnoliopsida, Fabales, Fabaceae. The transcript has 8 exons. The coding region runs from base 242 to 1534 and encodes 430 amino acids. The record is from RefSeq and is a predicted model, not a curated record. Gene Ontology annotation, biological process: protein phosphorylation. Gene Ontology annotation, molecular function: ATP binding; protein kinase activity.
GACUGCUUCUGCUCAUCAACCUUCAUUCAUCAGAUUCUUCAAUUCUUCUCUCUCUCUUCCACACUGUAGUUUAUGAGGUUGUUGUUUUUGGAGUUCUGUGGUAACAUAAAGUACAAGUGACUGUCUCAGGGUUGCCUCUUUUGGAAUUUUUUUUUGUGUUUUUUUGUUUUACUUUGUAUGAACUGGCCUAUAAAUGGAUUUGAUGAUCAAUAGGGAACAAUAGCAAAUCAGUGAAGAGGAGAUGAAAGAGGAGUCAGUUGGACUAAUUAUUGGGGUUUCCAUAGGUGUGGUUAUUGGACUAGUUUUGGCAAUUUUUGCAUUCUUCUGCCACCGAUACCAUCGGAAGCGAUCACAGAUAGGCAAUAGCAGUUCUAGAAGGGCUGCUACCAUACCUAUUCGCACAAAUGGUGCUGAUUCGUGCACCAUUCUUUCAGACUCAACCUUAGGUCCAGAAUCACCCAUAAAGUCAGAUAGACAUGGCAUGCCCUUUUGGCUUGAUGGGUUUAAGAAGAGUAGUAGUAGCAUGAUCCCAGCAUCUGGACUACCUGAAUAUGCAUACAAGGAUUUGCAGAAGGCAACACAUAACUUCACCACAGUCAUUGGAGAAGGCGCAUUUGGUCCUGUUUAUAAAGCUCAGAUGUCUACCGGUGAGACUGUUGCAGUUAAAGUUCUUGCAACUAAUUCUAAGCAAGGGGAGAAAGAAUUUAACACAGAGGUCAUGUUGUUGGGAAGGUUACACCAUAGAAAUCUGGUGAAUUUGGUUGGAUAUUGUGCAGAAAAGGGGAAACAUAUGCUUGUAUAUGUAUACAUGAGUAACGGUAGCUUGGCAUCCCACUUGUAUAGUGAUGUGAAUGAAGCACUGUCCUGGGAUUUGAGGGUUCCCAUAGCUUUAGAUGUGGCAAGAGGCUUGGAAUAUCUUCAUAAUGGGGCAGUUCCUCCUGUAAUCCAUCGAGAUAUCAAAUCUUCCAAUAUUCUGUUGGAUCAAUCCAUGAGAGCCAGGGUUGCUGAUUUUGGACUUUCAAGAGAAGAGAUGGUGGAUAAACAUGCAGCUAUUCGGGGUACCUUUGGCUAUCUUGACCCCGAGUAUAUAUCUUCCGGAACAUUCACUAAGAAAAGUGAUGUAUACAGUUUUGGGGUGUUGCUCUUUGAAAUUAUAGCUGGCAGGAAUCCUCAGCAGGGUCUUAUGGAAUACGUUGAGCUUGCAGCAAUGAACACUGAGGGAAAAGUUGGGUGGGAGGAAAUCGUGGAUUCUCGCCUUCAAGGAAACUUUGAUGUCAAGGAACUCAAUGAAAUGGCAGCACUUGCCUACAAAUGCAUCAACCGUGCCCCAAGUAAACGUCCUUCUAUGAGGGACAUAGUGCAAGUGUUAACAAGGAUACUUAAAUCAAGGAACCAUGGGAGUCAUCACAAAAAUUCCUUGUCAGCCACAGAUGAAGUUUUCAUUGACACUGAUCAGCUAGAGAACAAGAUUUCUGUUACUGACCACAGGAGAGAAGAGUCUUUGGAUAGUGUAGCAGAGGUGUAUGAAGUGUAGAAUAUGGUUUUAACUUAACCUUUUUUUUUGUUACAUUUCAUUUUUUGAUAUUGGCUUUGGAUGUACAUGGUUGUAGAUUUGGUUUGUAUACUGUUUUGUAAAAUGUUCCGUCCAUUUUUUUGAUAUUCCCUUAGUUAUAUUGUCUUGCUGAAAUGAUAUUUCAAAAUUUGUAUUGUCACAGGUAUAUCAGGAACUAAUUUGGUUUGUGA